GGGAAAAAGGGGGGGGAGGGAGUCGUUUGCUGCCGUGAAGAAGCUGGCCGGCAGUCUCGCGAAAAGGGCGUCCCUCAGCGAGACAGAGAAUCCGGAGAGUUCUGAAGAUGGAGCGGCUCCAGAAACUAGAGAUGGGCAGAGAAGGAUCUCGGCGUACUUUACGCCGUCGCUCAAGAAGCGGUCGUCCAAGGAUGAAGAGUUGAGCUCUCCAGCAAAAGUGGUAGAGGAGAGAUCAGAUUCUGCGGCAGAGCGGCAGGUGGCUGUAGAGCAGGGGGGACAGGUGGCGGCGCCAGAGGAAGGACGGGUGGCGGCGGAGGGUUUGCCAGCGGCGGACGGUGUAGAAGGUUGUAUCGACUUGUUGAAGAACGACGAUUGCGAAGCAGGGUUUUGCGGAAGAGGGGGAGAACAGGAACAGGGCAAUGUCACCACCGCCAGCGGUCCCAAUGCUUUUGGAAAUGGGGGCCCUUCGAUGAAUGGGUUAGACAGCAAACAUGCAGGGCAUGACAUUCAAGAACCAAGGAUGCUGUCCCCUGGGGAGUUCUUACAAGAUGCCCACGAGCCCCCCCGAACACAUCAAGCAACAGGGAUUGGGCUCAGCUUGAGUAGAGGGUUGCAACACUGUAGAAAUGAGCCCGAAAGCGGAAUUGGGGCUCAGGAGGGCACGAACGGGCCCGCUUCUUAUGCGGGCGCAAAGGGGUCCAUUGACCCAGGUGCAAUGGAGGCAGGACUCAGCACUGUACUGGACACGCAGGUGCCGGUUGAUAGGUCAGCCGGUUCAGCUUUAGGAGGUCCUAGGGAGCCAGACACGCGAAUGCAGGAAGAGAUGAGUGUAGAGACAAUGGCCACACACCUCCAAAACGCCCCCCUUCCGAUUUCGGCAUCGAGGGGGGUCGCCGCCGAUCUUUUGGUUUGUGCCCCCACAGAAAACGCGCCUUCAGAGUUGCUUGCGUCCAAACCCCCCUUUGUGGGCUCGUGCUCACCUAAGGAGAAAGCAGCCGUGUUUGCUAUGGACAAAACCCAGUUCAAUUGUUCUUCAAAGGAACCAGACCUUCUUACGGAAUCUGAGAUCGACGCCAGCGUUCCUCUGUCCGAGCGGACCCUCGUGUCCAGUCCCUUACAGAAACCAAUAUCCAAGAUGACCACAGCCCCAGCACUUACCCCGUCAAAUCUAGCAGUAGGGUUAGAAGUAGCUCCUGAUUUGGGCAGACCCGCAGAACUUUCUCUAGACGCCAUCGACGAAAUGUGCGCGGCGCUGCUGGCAGACAUCGAAGACCUGCCCACCACGGUGCCCUUCCUCGGGGCAUCCCCCGAACCCUCCCCUGGGGGAUCCCCCGAGUCCCCUCAGAAGGCCCACAGAGCCAUCAAACCCUCGGAAACCUUCCCCACCCAGUUGGAUCGAGAACUCUCUUCCUCAAACGCACUGACUGAGGUGACAGUCAUUGAGGGGCUAGUAGAGCAGGCACUGUUCGCAGAGCCGUCAGAAAGUGCGCCCAAUCAACUCGAGGCGACAACUCUCCCCACUCCCUCAAGCCCGGCAGUCGAGGUUUGGGUAACGGAGAGAAACCUCGAGCAAACCGUGUGUGCGGUGCCAAGUACGUCUGAGGCAGAAGUGGCGGAAGCCCAGUGGCGGCGGAAGUUGGGGGAGAGGCGCCGGAGGGGCCGGAUGUCGGUCACUGACGUGUGCGCACUCGAGUGGUGCGAAAUGCAAGUGGACUUCAGUACCAGGGUGGGCAAGCCCGCUCCGACCCCGGUAAUGCAGGCCGGGACUGCCCGGCACGAGCAACUAGAGCGGGAGGUGAUCACCCGGGUGGAAGUCCCGGUCGCCACCCGGGAGGACGCCUGGGCGCUGAAGCUGCUGAACAUGAUCACCGGGCUGCGCCAGCUGGCAACCGAGGGGAUGACCCGGGAACUGUACAUACUUGGCCGCCUAGAGGGUCACUGGGUCGUGGGCAUCAUCGACGAGCUGCGGCUGAUCGAGCGAGACGGGGGCCCGCGGACGCUGCUGUGCGAUACGAAAACGCGCCGGACGCUCAAGCCGCCGUCCGAUGCCCAAAAACGGACUGGCAUGCUCCAGCUUAUGUGCUACAAGCUUCUGUUCGACGGGCUUCUCUCGGCAGCUCCCUUCCCGGCCGAGGCCUUCUUCGGUCACUUCGCGCUGAAUGCGCGCGCGCCCCUCUCGGCUGACGUCGCCGAGCACGCGGCCGCCGAGUGCGCCCUCAACGUGGCAACGUUGGGUGACGUGCUGGACGGCCUGGUCGCGGAGUGCUGGGACACGCCCCCGGCUGACGACACUUUGUUGCUCAGAUAUGAGUGGCAGGAGCGGCGCACCGUUUGGGCGGAGGACGAGUUCGACUUCCAGGAUGAGUGGGCCCGAGAGCGGGUAGCCUGGCACCUAGACUACUGGUUCGGCCGCAGGCGCCCGGAGGUAGUCCCCGAGGACGAGCGGUGGAAGUGCCGGUUCUGCGCGUUCCGGGACGCGUGCGAAGUGGGCAGAAUGGUGCAGAGCGAAAACGGGUUACGCCGAAUUGUAGAGAAGUGAGGUACAGAACGGUGUUGCCUGCUCUUGGGGAGAGUCGGGCUGACCACAGCUGUGGGCAGAAGCAUUAUUUUUAGCAGGUCUGAUUUGAUGAAAGGUAUUCGUUUGCGGGAACAGAGAUGGCUCGGUUUCCAUGCAGCGGAAAUGCACUCAGAUUAGUCUAGCGCAUGGUAGCGGUGCAAGGCUGUGUUCAAGCUGCGCACCGUCUCACCGGUCGCAAGGGCGGCGCACAGAACGGCCAGAGGUGUAACGAGUUCCUCGAAUUUGGCAUGUUGCCGGGCCAUCAUUUCGUGAUUUGCGGCAGGG
Klebsormidium nitens is the source of this 2842-nucleotide messenger RNA. Lineage: Eukaryota; Viridiplantae; Streptophyta; Klebsormidiophyceae; Klebsormidiales; Klebsormidiaceae. The record is from the annotation of a GenBank genome assembly.